AUGUGCACCGUUAGGUGUUUAGUCGCCUUUGCUGUAAAACAGGGGUGGUCUUUAUUCCAACUAGAUGUUAAUAACGCUUUUCUUCAUGGCGAUUUGGAUGAGGAAGUUUACAUGAAACUCCCUCAAGGGCUCUCGGUUUCUACUUCCUCACAGUCCACUUCUCCCCUUGUAUGUAAACUACAAAAGUCUCUUUAUGGUCUUCGACAAGCUUCCAGGCAAUGGUAUGCCAAGCUAUCUCAUGCUCUUUGCUCUAGGGGUUAUACUCACUCAUUGAAUGAUUAUUCCCUCUUUAUUAAGAAAUCUGCAUCAUCUGUUGUGUUCCUUGCGGUCUAUGUGGACGAUAUUAUACUUACUGGUGAUGAUCCUGCUGAAAUUAAUGCCCUUAAGCUGUUUUUAGAUGACCAAUUCAAGAUCAAGGAUUUAGGAUUGCUUAAUUAUUUUCUGGGCAUCGAGAUCCUGUAUGUUUCACAUGGUGUUUUGUUACAUCAAAAGAAGUUUAUUUCAGAUUUACUAGUUGAAUUUGGGUGUUCUGAUGUGUCACCCGUGGUCUCCCCUCUUGAGUUGUGUGUUAAGCUCAAAUCAGACCAUGGAGACUUGUUGCCUAAUCCUGAAUCUUAUCGGAGCUUAGUUGGUAAACUGAACUUUCUCACUCACACCCGGCCUGAUUUGUGUUUUGCCGUUCAACACCUUAGCCAGUUCCUUAAAUGUCCUCGGGUUCCCCACAUGGAUGUUGCAUUGCAUAUCUUGAGAUAUUUACGUGGGACUUCUGAUGUUGGUAUUUUCCUGAAUAAUGCUCCUGAUUUCUCUAUCCGGGGUUACUGCGACAGUGAUUGGGCCUCCUGUCCAGACUCUCGUCGAUCUGUUUCUGGUUUCUGCAUUUCUUUGGGGGGUAGCCUGAUUAGUUGGAAGUCCAAAAAGCAAUCGGUUGUAUCCUUAUCUUCAGCCGAAGCAGAAUAUCGUGCUAUGAGUAAAGUGGUGGCUGAAUUAGUUUGGUUAGUUCGUUUGUUAGCAGAUUUUGGGUUUUGUUUGUCCUCCUCUGUCCCUGUAUUUUGUGACAAUUUGGCUGCUCUCCAUAUUGCCAAAAAUCCAGUAUUUCAUGAGCGAACGAAGCAUAUUGAGGUUGACUGUCAUUUUAUCCGCACUAAAUUGGCUGAUGGCCUUAUCUCUCUUCACCAUAUUUCCACUGGUUCUCAGUUGGCUGAUGUGUUUACCAAGUGUUUAACAGGUGGGCAGCAUCGUUUCUUACUUGGCAAGUUGGAUGUGCUAUCACCCUCCAACUUGAGGGGGGAUGUUGGGAUUACAUAA
Molecule: messenger RNA, 1305 nt
Organism: Lycium barbarum (goji berry)
Lineage: Eukaryota; Viridiplantae; Streptophyta; Magnoliopsida; Solanales; Solanaceae
Exons: 1
Coding region: 1-1305 (434 amino acids)
Source: RefSeq, a predicted model, not a curated record